ACAAAAUGAUGCUGAGGAGGAAGUCUGAACCGUGUGGACAGACGGACAGAGAGUUAAAGAUGGAGGACAAGAAGAGCGAGAGCGGCAGCAAGAAAGAACACAGGAACUCUGAAUCCAACAUGGAGGAGGAGGAGGACAGGAAAGACAGGAAGAGGACAGAGACAGGCAGGAACAAACACAGGAGAAAGUCUGCAUCGUGGAUUAUGGCGGAAGACAGAGCAGCAGGACAGACAGGCAAGAGGCAGAGGGAGGCAGACAGAUGUAGGAUGCGACGGCGGUCGGAGCCCUGCGGGAUCCUGUACGUCCAACUGCUUCCUCUGUCCAACAGGAAGAGGAGGGAGCUGCUGCAGAGACGGACAGGACGCAGGACGUCCUUCAGCGAGGAGGGGGACGGACGGAAAGACAGGACGCAGGGUCACGAGUUCGGACAGAUGACCAGAGGAAGGUCGGAACCCGUCGGCCCUCUGGACAAGACCCACAGCCUCUCCUCCCCUCCCUCUCAGCCUCCCUCUCUCCCCCGUCAGGAGGAGGUGAGUGUUUUCCGUCUGGAGACGUACCUGACGGAGCCGAGGCGUCCAGAGACCAGGAGGCUGCGCUCCUUCUCCUCCCCUCCUGACACUGGACAGCACUCCUCCUCCUUCUCCUCCAGCUUCAAGCCGCCUCCUCUGGCUCCUCCUCUUCCUGUCGGGAGGCUGGUGGAGGUUGCAGACGGCAUGUCGGAGCAGCCGGACCCCGAUGAUGCUGCGUCAGCGGAGUCAGAGAGAGACAUCUACAUGCGCUUCAUGAAGUGUCACAAGUGUUAUGACAUCAUCCCCACCAGCUCCAAACUGGUGGUGUUUGACACCACACUGCAGGUGAAGAAGGCGUUCUUUGCUCUGGUGGCAAACGGAGUGAGAGCUGCUCCUCUGUGGGAGAGCAAGAAGCAGAGCUUUGUGGGUAAGACUGUGUGUGUGUGUGUGUGUGUGUGUGUGUCAGUGCUAUAUUUAGCCGUGCUCUCUGACAGAUAUGAAACAGCAGGUGUUCAGAUCUACGAGCUGGAGGAACAUAAGAUCGAGACGUGGAGAGAGCUGUACCUGCAGGAGACCUUCAAACCUCUGGUCCACAUCUCACCUGACGCCAGUAUAUUUGAAGCAGUGUACUCGCUGAUCAAGAAUAAGAUCCACCGUCUUCCUGUCAUCGAUCCGGUCAGCGGGAACGCUCUCUACAUCCUGACUCACAAGAGGAUCCUCAAGUUCCUGCAGCUCUUUGUGUGUGAGAUGCCCAUGCCGGCCUUCAUGAAGCAGUCUCUGGAGGAGCUGGCCGUGGGGACGUACGCCAACAUCGCCUACAUCCACCCCGACACGGCGCUCAUCACCGCGCUGUCUGUCUUCACACACCGCCGCGUCUCCGCCCUCCCCGUCGUCGACCACAACGGUAGAGUGGUGGACAUCUACUCCAAGUUUGACGUGAUUAACCUGGCGGCAGAGAAGACGUACAACAACCUGGACGUGACUGUCACUCAGGCUCUCAGACACAGAUCCCAGUACUUUGAAGGAGUCAUGAAGUGCAACAAACUGGAAACACUGGAGACCAUCGUGGACCGUAUCGUGAAGGCAGAGGUUCACAGGCUGGUUGUUGUUGAUGAAGAGUCUCGUAUUGUCGGCAUCGUCUCGCUCUCUGACAUCCUGCAGGCGCUGGUCCUGACCCCCGCAGGUCUAGGGAGGAAGGAGUCUCUCCCAUCUCAGCCAACAGGUUUGGACUCAACAGAACCAGAGACAGGAUGUCAACCUGGACUAGAUCGGGACCAGGACCAGGACCAGGGACUGGAGACAAAGACAGAGACAGAAUAUAAACCUGAACCAGAUCAAGACCAGGAGCAGGAGCUGGACCAGGAGCUGGGUAAAGAAAGAGAAACAGAGACAGGCUGCGAGGAUGCUGAUGCUACUGAGACCUGCCAGCAGGGGGAGACAGAGAGACACUCAGAGGGGGAGACAGAAAGAGAGGGAGAUAAACAAGUGAGACAGACAGAAAGUGGAGAAACACUAGAGACAGAGAGACAGACAGAGGAGGAGGCAGAUGGGGGCGCAGAGAGACAGACAGAGGGGGAGGCAGAUGGGGACGCAGAGAGACAGGCAGAGGAGGACGCAGAGACACAGGCAGAGGAGGACGCAGAGACACAGGCAGAGGAGGAGGCAGUUGGGGACACAGAGAGACAGACAGAGGAGGAGGCAGUUGGGGACACAGAGAGACAGACAGAGGAGGAGGCAGAGAGACAGGCAGAGGAGGACGCAGAGACACAGACAGAGGAGGAGGCAGUUGGGGACACAGAGAGACAGACAGAGGAGGAGGCAGCAGUGACAGAAACAGAUGGAGGAGAGGAAGGAGGAAAGGAGGAGGCCAGUGAAGGAGAAACCCAGGAGGCGGGGGAGAUGAAGGAGGGGGAGGAAGAAGAGAAAGUGGGUGAGGAAGAGGAGACUGGUGGUGGAGGGGAGGAGGUGAAGGAGGGAGGAGCGGAGGAGGGGACAGGAGGAGAAGGGGAGGAGGAGGAGGCAGCGUGACAUCAUCAUUGGAGUCAAGCCACUCACCACAGGAGAAGAGGGACAGGAAGGGGCGGGGUCAAGAAAGAGCGCUGUCAAAUGGCUGACGUGUGAUUGGUCGGGAGGCGCUGAGAGUUUGUUUUUCAUUGGCUGUUUGUUGAAGGGCGAGGAGGCGCUGCAGAGCUGUGAUUGGACAGUUUCUGUGGAGGUGGGCGGGACAUGUGCUGGAGCCAAUCAGGGAUCUUUUAUUGUUUCACCUUUCAUCACAGAGAAGUUUAAAGGUUUUGGUUGUGAGGUCAGUGCUGCGGUCGGCGGCGCUGAUCUGCAGCACGCAUCAGAAACAUCAUCUGCAGAUGUCAGGAGACAUUUUAAUUAUCAGUAAAAUUCUGGUACGCUGGUCGUGUCGCAGCGCGUCUCCCAUCAGACGUCAACCCAACAUUAAACUUAACCCUUUUUACAUAGAGGUGGCGCUAUAGAGCCGCUACCACGUCCCCUCUUCAGGCAGCAGAACCAAGGUACGGCGACAUGAUGUCUCUUCAGUGUGAUGUCAGCCAGCAUGAUGACAUCACAGAAGCAAAAGAGGAGUGACGUGUAACACCACAGCGUCAGCCUCUAGUGUGACAUAUAACAUACGUGUCAGCCGCUCUUUAUAAACAAUAACAAUGACAUCUCACAUCAAUAACAAUCAUUCAAUGUCCCCGUUAUAUGGCGGCUGAUCUCGUCCUCUGCUCGGAGGGUAAGGAGCUCCUGGACCUCACUGUUUGAGUUAGCUGCUAACAGCUGCUGUUCUUCUUUGAGUUAGCUGCUAACUGCUAACAGCUACUCUACUUCUUCUUCUUUGAGUUAGCUGCUAACUGCUAACAGCUGCUUUUCUUCUUUGAGUGAGCUACCAACUGCUAACAGUUACUGUUCUUCUUUGAGUUAGCUGCUAACUGCUAACAGCUGCUUUUCUUCUUUGAGUGAGCUACCAACUGCUAACAGUUACUGUUCUUCUUUGAGUUUGCUGCUAACUGCUAACAGCUACUGUUCUUCUUCUUUGAGUUAGCUGCUAACUGCUAACAGCUGCUGUUCUUCUUUGAGUUAGCUGCUAACUGCUAACAGCUACUCUUCUUCUUUUUUGAGUUAGCUGCUAACUGCUAGCAGCUGCUGUUCUUCUUCUUUGAGUUAGCUGCUAACUGCUAGCAGCUACUGUUCUUCUUCUUUGAGUUAGCUGCUAACUGCUAACAGUUGCUGUUCUUCUUUGAGUUAGCUGCUAACAGCUAACAGCUAACAGCUACCUUUUUAAAACUCCCGCGGUGGGUCGCACACAUAACACGUCAUCAGAACAUCAAACCCGAGACCAUGGAUGUCCUCCGUCCUGCUGGCCGUCCCUUUUGAACAGACAUCAGUUCAGCGCUGUUAGUAGCUCUGCUCCCACAUUAAAGUCGGGACAGCUCUGCCCCCCCGCUCUGUGAUCGUACCUUUAAUGCAGAACAGUGAGGAGGCCAAACUGAGCAAUAUUCCCGCCUGGAACAGGAAGUGUAAAAGGGGCUUUAGUAACAUCCUUCCAGGUGUAAGACAGAAACAGCAGAGGUGAAGAUAUCCUGAGUUUAAGUCUGUCUACAUUUCCCAUGAUGCUCCUGGAUACUGGCUUUCAGUACAUUAACCUCUGCCUCACCGCGUGUGUUCAGUCCAGGUGACGCCGCAGUGAUGGACAACAACACACCAUCAGUGUUGGGCUUGUUGAUUAAAUGAUGUCAUUUAUUACUCAUCACUGGUUCUAUUGAAAAAUAAUAUUUCUUCCUCCUCCCUGCCAACAGUAAUUCGUUAAACGACUCGUUAGAUUUAUUUUUCCUUACACUUCACAAAAUUGGUAAUUACUUACUUUCUCCUCUAAAUUCAAAGUCUUGUACGACUAUAACGAAAAUGAGUCCGGGGAUGAGAUUGAUUGUUGGAUUUCAAAUCAGCAGGAUGAUGACGGCAAAAGUAGCAGUUGUUAGUGUGACUGUAAUAUUUUUACUGAAGUGUAAUCAGUAAUGAAAUAUAUAAUAUUAUUACAUCACUGCUCAACACUGCACAUCAGUCAGGUGACAGGUUCACCUGUUCAUCGUUUCAUGAACAGUUUAAAUCAGCUGCUGCUUCACAGUAAAAUCCUCAACUGGACAAACACAGAGUGACUUUUAUUGAGAGGCAGCCAAAGGAAAUGUCACGUAACACCUGAGGAUUGUGUGCAUGACGCCAUGAGGCUGUACGGCGUCAUGCUGCCUGCGGCCUAGAGAAUGAACCCCUGCUGUUAGCAGCAGUAACCACCAGGUGGCACCCAGUCAGAGCUAAGAGCCAUGGAACUGUACAUGUCAUGUGAAAACAUUAUUUAUGACAGAAAUCAUCACUUCAUAUUUAAACGGCUGCAGUGAUGAUUUGACCAUCAUGACGACCCCUUCUGUGAUGUCACAAAGGGGCGGGUCCAUCACGUCAUCAUGGUGCCUAUCAUUGUAGCUGCAGGUUCUGAUUGGUUGAGACAGAGAUUUAGAUCAGUAAAUCAUUAUUAAUAAUAGUUUUUUUUCCAGAUAUCACUGAGACACUAUUUAUCUGCUAUUUAUCACAUAUGAUAAUGUUAAUGUUACUCACUGCAUAUGUAAAGAUUGUAUGGAUAUUAUUUUAUAGAGAUACCAAACAAAAGUCUGUUUGUUAUUUUGGUGUCAAAUUUUAAAUCAGUCUGUACAAAAAUAGAUUUUAUUGUUAAAUUAAUGGAUAUAUAGUUUCUAGGUGUGUCCUUCAAAAUACGGGAACGGCCGUGCUUGCUUUUUAAAAAUGUUUCUUUGAAUGUCGUUAUCUCGAGAUCUCAAGUUAAUUAUUUCGUUAUGUCCGAUUAUUGCAGUCAGAAAUGUAACUGUGUUGUUCUGUUGGAGGACGAAGCCUUCCUUCGUUUGGGUUAAUUUAUACUCCUCAAUGAGGCUGGAAAAGAUCAAAGUCUGAACUAUGAAACUUGGGAAUGAGCCAAAUGUCCCAUAUUCAUCUGCUGCAUCUGUUGUUCAGAGGGACAGUGUCAUUCUCUGAGUUUAAUCUGCAACUUUUUCUCUCAGAAAUUUACGAGUUUAAUCUCAAAAUAUUACGACUUUGUUCUAAUGAAUUUAAAACAAAAAUAAUUUUCUCGUGAAACAACAUAAAUUAAACAGAAACAGAGCUGUGUUAUCUGGAGAUAAUGAAAUUAUUCACUCACCAUCUCAAGGUAACAGCAUUAAAAGAAACUGCAAGCUCGGUCUCCAUGGUGUUCAGAGAGUUUGUAAUUCACAGUGGGACCGUAGGGGGCGCUCACACGGGGCAGUUUGGACCAGCCAUGGUUGGAUUGAUCUGAACCAGUCAAGUUUCAGAGCAGCGUGAGACUGAAGCUUUUUAAAAGAUGUGCGCUGGCUGUUUUUAGGUGGAAUGAACUUUUAAUGAAUGAAGAGAAGAUGAUGCAGUGAAAUGUCGCCCAGCUGUCUGUCAGUGUUUCCAAACUGAGCCGUGUGAACUUUAAAUCAGCUGAUUGUUUCAGGUGACAUGAAAAGGCGUGGGUUUUUAUAAAUGUUCUGUACAUGUUGAUGUUGUUAAAAACGACAAUA
Messenger RNA from Epinephelus moara (kelp grouper), 6097 nucleotides. RefSeq lists its product as uncharacterized. The record is from RefSeq and is a predicted model, not a curated record. Lineage: Eukaryota; Metazoa; Chordata; Actinopteri; Perciformes; Serranidae. Bases 6 to 2537 code for a protein of 843 amino acids. The transcript has 14 exons.